GGCAUCGUCGUCUAUGUCGUCCUCCUCAUGCACGUCGGCAAUACCAACGCCGCCAUUGCGUCGCAAUUUCGACAUAGAAAGUCUCAGCAUCAGCGAGUUGCCCGAUGGCAAUGAUGAGCAGGACUUUACCUUUCGUUAUCCGAGCUAUAUGUAUCCCGAUGUGGAGUACGACAAGAAUGAUGUGCCGCUCUCCUUUCGCGCAACGCCGGAUUCGCUGUUCAGUCUUUGUGCCGCAGUUGUGGAUGCCCAGGCACGCACGGAGGUGUUCAAAUGGAGCAUAAAUGACGUUGCUGAAUGGCUGCGUGAUUUUGGCUAUCCGGAAUACGAGGAAACCUUCAGGGAGAACUAUAUCGAUGGGCACAAGUUGCUCAAUCUGGAUGCCAUAGCUUUGGUGGCCCUGAACAUACGUGACUUUGAGCAUAUACGGCACUUGGGUCGCGGCAUACGAGCGCUCUAUCGCAAGGAGCUGCAGAUGGCAACCGAGACGAAGAAACAGAGCGAAGUUUAUAAGGCAUUUCGAUCACGCACUGGACGCAAGUACGAGGGCUUACGUGAGACGGAGCUAUUGGGUCGCAUGCACAUGAUUCGCUCGGUCUUCCAGGACCUCAACGAAUGGGAGCUAAUGGAGCUGCACAUGGCUCGCACUCCGGUGCGUCGCUAUCGUGAGGUAAUCGCUGGCUCGAGGCGCUACAACCUAUACGGCCCAUCAACGGCACGCAGGUCCCCAUUAACAAUGGACGACGGCGACACAACAAAUUGGUAUAAUUUUGGCAAUUGUUAUUGA
Drosophila hydei is the source of this 784-nucleotide messenger RNA. RefSeq lists its product as uncharacterized. Gene Ontology annotation, molecular function: protein binding. The transcript is spliced from 2 exons. The record is from RefSeq and is a predicted model, not a curated record. The coding region runs from base 14 to 784 and encodes 256 amino acids. NCBI's taxonomy places the organism in Eukaryota, Metazoa, Arthropoda, Insecta, Diptera, Drosophilidae.